AUGUUGGCUCGUUUGGUCGUUACUCUGACUGCUAUUGGAAUUUGGUUUAUAAAUUGUAGUCAAAAGAAAGGAAUAUGUAUGAGCCCUGGUCAGUAUUUCUGUAAUGAUACUUAUGCCUUCCAAGACAUCAGUUGGUGGUACGAUUGGCAUACUGACCAAAUAGAACACCACCGCCAUAACUGUCACAAUACGCCAAGGGGAGAGUAUGUACCAAUGCUGUGGGGUGAGGCUCGAAUGAAUACAUCUACGGUACCAAAUCAAGCCAAACAUGUUCUCGGUUUCAAUGAACCUAACGUCAAGAGUCAAGCCAAUAUGACACCACAGAGAGCUGCACAGUUAUGGCCGGAAGUGGAAAGAAAAUCUGUUGGUAAAACCCUCAUUAGUCCAGCUGUCGCUGGAUGUCACAGAGCCCAGCAGUGCAUUCAUUGGUUUACCGAGUUUUUCAACGGCUGUAAAAAUUGUCGUGUGGACGCCCUAGCAGUUCAUGCUUAUCACUGCAACCCUCACGAGUUGAUAAAUUCCUUGGAGAAGGUGUCACAUCAUUUCAAGAAGAAAAUCUGGUUAACAGAAUUUGCGUGCCAUACUGCUAAAACCGUAGACGAACAGCUUCAUUACAUGCAGUCGAUUCUACCGCUUCUGGAAGCCUCUCCUGUGAUUGAAAGAUAUUCAUGGUUCGUGACAAGGUUCUACAAAAAUACAACCUUUAUCAAUACUUCUACCGAUUUAAUGAAUAGACAUUCGGCAACAUUGAAUCGGCUGGGGAAAUUUUAUGACGAUUACAAAGCCCAUUAA
Molecule: messenger RNA, 792 nt
Organism: Lottia gigantea (owl limpet)
Lineage: Eukaryota; Metazoa; Mollusca; Gastropoda; Lottiidae
Exons: 2
Coding region: 1-792 (263 amino acids)
Source: RefSeq, a predicted model, not a curated record